Molecule: messenger RNA, 1821 nt
Organism: Trematosphaeria pertusa
Lineage: Eukaryota; Fungi; Ascomycota; Dothideomycetes; Pleosporales; Trematosphaeriaceae
Product: P-loop containing nucleoside triphosphate hydrolase protein
Exons: 2
Coding region: 1-1821 (606 amino acids)
Biological process (GO): tRNA methylation; tRNA wobble uridine modification
Cellular component (GO): cytoplasm; mitochondrion
Molecular function (GO): GTP binding; GTPase activity; protein binding
Source: RefSeq, a predicted model, not a curated record
AUGAGAGCGUCCAUCUCGUCGCUGCAAAGAAUCCAUCAAUUGUGCUCAAGAAGGGCAAUUGCUUCCCUCGUCCGACCUGUUCAACUGCCAAUUGAACGGUCGUGGCUCGCUCACCGCCAUGGCGUCACACCACACAAACGGAGGCUCCUGAACCUUCCUCAGAGCCGCUCUUCUCAUUUCACCAUUUCGGAUCCAGAUGAGCCCACUAUAUAUGCCCUUUCAACAGCUUCCGGAAAAGCCGCGAUAGCUGUCAUUCGCAUCUCGGGUCCAGCAUGCAGACAGAUCUACGAAUGCUUGUGUCCUUCAAACCCCUUUCCGAACCCUCGGCAUGCCACGCUUCGCAAGCUCUAUGCGCCGCAUCUUCCUCCUUCUCCGGCAACGUUGCUCGACUCGGGCGCCCUUGUGCUCUACUUCCCAGCCCCGAACACUGUAACAGGGGAGGAUGUGCUUGAACUCCAUGUGCACGGCGGGCCAGCCAUUGUCCGUGCCGUGUUGACUGCUAUACCCCAAUGCGCAUCAUCUCCUAGCCUUGGUGCUUUGGGUGCAACUCACCCCAUCAGAUAUGCAGAGCCCGGCGAGUUCACCAGGCGCGCCUUCGCCAACAAUCGCAUGAAUCUUCCGCAAAUCGAGUCGCUAGGCGAGACUCUUUCCGCUACCACGGAGCAACAGCGCAUGCUUUCGGUGCGCGGCACGACCUCCUCGUUAGCCGCGCGGUAUGAGCGCUGGCGCAUGCUAUUACUCCAAGCACGAGGGGAGCUGGAGGCGCUGAUUGACUUCUCCGAGGACCAGCACUUCGAUGAGUCACCGGCGGCCCUUUGCGCAUCUGUGGCGGAUCAGGUGCGAGAAUUGACCAUUCAAAUGGAAGCGCACAUAGCAAACGCGGUCCGAGGCGAGCUCUUGCGAAGCGGCAUUAGCGUUGCGCUCCUUGGGGCGCCUAACGCAGGGAAGAGCAGCCUGCUCAACCGCAUCGUAGGCCGAGAUGCCGCAAUUGUCUCUCACGAAGCUGGCACAACCAGAGACGUCGUCGAGGUCGGCAUCGAUUUGGGUGGAUGGUUGGUCAAGAUUGGAGACAUGGCUGGCCUGCGGAAGGCUGGCGUUGUCGGCGCCGAUGUCGUUGGCGCUAUCGAGCAAGAGGGCAUCAAGCGCGCUAAGCAACGCGCGCUGGAGUCGAACGUCCUAAUCGUCGUUCAAGACGCCACAGCCGAGAUGGAUCCCGAGGUCACGGAAACAGCACAGGAGUGUGUUGAAAUGGGCAUCAAUGUCGUUGUUGCUAUCAAUAAGACUGACCAACUACCGGAACCACUACAAUCCACCGAGAACUGGAAAGAAAAGUUACAGUCUGGCCUCGAUAUUCCUUCCGACCGCAUAUUCUUCGUCUCUUGCAGAGAAGCUGCUGUUCUCCCCGAAGUGCAACCUAGGGACCCCGGCAAUAUCCAAUCAUUCCUCCAAGGUCUGCUCCAAACUUUCAACGACAUGACCGCGGCCUUGGUACCCGACUCAGAACCCGACCCGUGCAUUUGGCAAGAGUCACUUGGUGCAACUGAGCGCCAGCGCGUCCUGCUUUCCGAAUGCCUUUCUCAUCUUGAAGCAUUCCUGAGAGCCGUUCACGGCCGUCCUCCCGCCGAAGUAAAUUUAGAUGGCGCAGCCCCCACAAGUGGCCCACUUGGCCUAGGAUUUGACCAGCCUGACCUAACGGAUGAAGUGGACAUCGUUGUGGCCGCUGAGUCGCUCCGCCUCGCUGCGGAUGCGCUAGCCAGGAUUACUGGGCGUGGAGAAAGUGGCGAUGUGGAAGAAGUCUUGGGCGUUGUGUUCGAAAAGUAA